Molecule: messenger RNA, 1071 nt
Organism: Maudiozyma barnettii
Lineage: Eukaryota; Fungi; Ascomycota; Saccharomycetes; Saccharomycetales; Saccharomycetaceae
Gene: RSM28
Product: mitochondrial 37S ribosomal protein RSM28
Exons: 1
Coding region: 1-1071 (356 amino acids)
Source: RefSeq, a predicted model, not a curated record
AUGCUGUCCAGAAGUGUAGGUCGUGCUUGUUACAGUACAAAUAUCACUCAGGAUUUCAUUAACGAUCUGUUAGUGAGAGCCAAAGAGGCUACUACACAUUCAGUUACUGCAAAGAACCAACAAACACAAAAUAAAAGAACUAACAACAGAAAUAAUACCUCUAAUUAUAAUAAUAAUCGUGGUCCUAGAACAGGGAAUAAUGGAAGUUAUAAAAUUGCUCAAAAUGGUCAAAAUAAAGAGAGAUCAUUUAACAAUAGGAAAUUCAAUAGAUAUGACAGACAAGAAUUCGAUAACCGCAGUCAUAAGGGUGAAGUAAUGACAAAUUCAAAUGCAAAGAGUGAUAUUACUUUGCAACAACCUCAAUUUGCUGAUAAGAAAAACGCUGGGUCCGAAUCUAUUGAUUUUAUCGAUAUUAUUCAAGAUCAAGAUAAGACAAAGACUCAUUCCUCUAGAAAACCAUUCACUCAAAGAAAGAGAGAAUCAAGGGGUAAAAAGCCAUAUACUAGAUCGACUGCAACGAGUAACUAUCAGAACAGACAACGUCCUAAAGUUGAGGUAGCUUCUGAACUAUAUUAUCCAGAGGAUAAUACUCCUGAAUCUUUAUUAAAAUAUUCUUCUGACAUAUAUUCUAUUCAAUCGUCAAGGUCUAAAAAUUUAGCUGUAAAUGAAUUGAUAAACUCUAAUUUCCCUGUAAAUAGACAACCAAAUUUUUCAUCUACAUCCAGAUAUACUCCUUUAUUUCAAGGUACUAAUUCAUUUGGGAAAUAUAUGCCUGCUCAUUCUUUAAUUUUACAACAAGAAGCUCAAUUAAAGAACCAUGCUGUAGAAAGUGAUAAUUUAAAAUUUGCAAUGGCAGUUAAAGGUAAAUACAACCCAUUAUUAUCCUUAACUUCAAAAGAUUUCGAAUCCAUUUCUUCAAACAAAACAACUCAAGAAAGCCUUUUACAAAACAGCAAAGCUGUAGGACUUGCAUUACAAAAUAAUGUAGAUAUGAAUAGAGAUCCAAAAAGAUUUAACUUAAUCUUUGAAGUUUGCUCCGGUCUAAAACCACUUUCUGAAUUAAACAAAUAA